Messenger RNA from Capsicum annuum, 1442 nucleotides. RefSeq names its product temperature-induced lipocalin-1. The record is from RefSeq and is a predicted model, not a curated record. The transcript has 2 exons. Bases 385 to 939 code for a protein of 184 amino acids. Lineage: Eukaryota; Viridiplantae; Streptophyta; Magnoliopsida; Solanales; Solanaceae.
ACAAUGUCGAAUUCUAUCUCCUCUAUUUUCUCGCUUGUUCAAACGAAUUUGAAUACGUAAUACACAUUCGAAAAGUAAAGUUGAUUAAUCCUCCUAAAUACAAAGAAAAGAAAAAAGCAAUUUCCCAAAAAUGUAAGUUCCUUAACCAUCCAUAUUCCUUCCAUAACAUAAAUCUCACCCUCCUAUAUAUAUGCACACAUAGCUAAAUUCCUAAAAUCAAUGAAAAAAUAUUCCAAUCCUCAUUUUCUCCAAAAUCUUGAAAACCCUCAUUUGUUAAAAAUCUUCAAAAAGAAAUAUAGAAAAAUAUUCCAAACCUCAUUUUCUCCAAAAUCUUGAAAACCCCAUUUGUUAAAAGAUCUCCAAAAAAAUAUAUAUAUAUAUACAAUGGCAUCGAAAGUGAUGGAGGUGGUAAAGAAUCUUGAUUUGAAGAAGUACAUUGGUAGAUGGUAUGAAAUAGCUUCAUUUCCAUCAAGAUUUCAACCAAAAGAUGGUGCAGACACAAGAGCUACAUACACAUUGAACCAAGAUGGAACUAUACAUGUGUUGAAUGAGACAUGGUGUAAUGGGAAAAGGGAUUAUAUUGAAGGGACUGCUUAUAAGGCUGAUCCAAAAAGUGAUGAGGCAAAAUUGAAAGUGAAGUUUUAUGUUCCACCAUUCUUGCCUGUUAUUCCUGUUGUUGGUGAUUAUUGGGUUUUGUAUAUUGAUGAGGAUUAUCAGUAUGCUUUGAUUGGUCAGCCUAGUAGGAGGUAUCUAUGGAUAUUAUGUAGACGACCACAUCUUGAUGACGAGAUUUAUAACCAGCUUGUUGAGAAGGGUAAAGCAGAAGGCUACGAUGUGAGUAAGCUUCGCAAGACACCACAAUCCGAUUCCCCGCCAAGUGAAGAUGGCCCCAAGGACGACAAAGGAAUAUGGUGGAUCAAAUCAAUCCUUGGAAAAUAGGCAAAGAAAGUACAACAACAACAACAGACCCAGUGACGCAGUCCAUACCACAACCUCCGGAGAGGUAGCAAGGUUGUUUCCGUUAGACCCCAGGCAAAGAAAGUACAAUGGUAUAAAAGAAAACUAUACAAAGACCAAUGAAAUGAGUGUUUAAAACAAUCUUUAGUAUAUUGAAUCCUAAGAUUAUGAUUUUAGUAGUCUUUUUCCUUUGAAACUAUGUGAAGUUUUUUUUUUUUUUUUUGGGGGGCGGGGGGGUUCAAUCCGGUGUCCGGUGCUCGCAUCGGAGCCCCGACUAAUCCGGAUCGCACGUUACAGGACCCAUUAAGGUGGCAGCGCUCCCAAAAGAGUUUUCUCCAUAUCCAGGGUCGAACCCUCGACCUCUGGUUAAGGGUGGAGCAGCCCUAUUCACUGCAUCACAGAUGGAAACUAUGUGAAGUUGAUAGUACUAAAAGUGUGGUUUGUAUUUGAAUCUUGUGUGAAAUGUUGAACAAGUUGACAGUUCC